Telopea speciosissima is the source of this 1039-nucleotide messenger RNA. Its product is annotated as ATG8-interacting protein 2-like. The transcript has 3 exons. The record is from RefSeq and is a predicted model, not a curated record. Gene Ontology annotation, cellular component: intracellular membrane-bounded organelle. Bases 156 to 971 code for a protein of 271 amino acids. NCBI's taxonomy places the organism in Eukaryota, Viridiplantae, Streptophyta, Magnoliopsida, Proteales, Proteaceae.
UUUUUAUCUCAAUUCUUCCCGGGGAAUUCAGUAUCCAACACUACUCCACCCCCUACAGGCUACAGAGCAGUUCCUUCGUGCCUGAAUUGCGCCGGUGUCUGAAAUAUCUCCUGCGUUAUUUUUUUCUGAAUUUGCAGGGAACUUGAAUUUUGAAAAUGGCCGAUAAUGGGGGGGAGGAAGCUUCCUCCCGUGGAAAUGAAUGGGAAGUCGUGUCACUCACGGCAUCAACAUAUUCUGCUGCUCCUGGUCCAAAAAGAGUUGACGAUGAUAAAGGCAAUGAGUUCAUUGUAUGUGAUGAGGGAACUGCAGAUGCAAUGUUCAUGUCGGGUCACUUUGAAUUUCAACCUACCGAGCUUGAGAAUCCACCACUGGAGUCAGACAAGAAUGAGAUCGAUAAUGAACCAAAAGAUGAAGGUAUAGUUGCUAACGAGCUGCCAAUAUUUGAUAUGAACAAAUCUGAUAAGAAAAAUGUAGAAGAUUGGAAUGUCAAAGAGUUGCCUGUACCAGAUGAGUUAACUGGAAUACAGUUCUACGACGAAAAGGGUAAUAGGAAAUCUGUUCGUGGCACAGAAUUUGAAGAAGACAUGGGUUUACGAGGGCUAGAUUUAAUUGGCAAAGAGGAAAGUAUAUACAAUUCUGCUAAAUUUAGUUCUUAUGACAGUGAAGCAGAUGUUAGUGGAUCAAUUGUGUAUGAUAAGGAUGCAGUUGUUGCUGAAUCGUGUGAUUCUUCUCAGAAAAGCUUAGAUAAUCAUUCAGAUGUUUCAAAGCCAAUAAGUCCUACAAAAGAAGUUAAAUUUAACAAGAAUAGACUUCCCUGUGAGGAAUUAUGGAAGAGAAGAAUUGCUUCAUUGUACAAGAACGCAAAGGAGGCGAAUGCAUAUUGGUCUAUUUUUGUUGCUGCAGCUCUGAUGGGCCUUGUCAUUAUAGGUCAACGAUGGCAACAAAAUAAGGCGUCGAACUCAGCAACCUAAGCGAAGAUGAACUGGCUACCAAGAAUCACAAUGGUGAAAUAAAAGGCUAAGAAACGGAGAGAGAUGUU